This is a messenger RNA of Rubroshorea leprosula, 1884 nucleotides long. NCBI's taxonomy places the organism in Eukaryota, Viridiplantae, Streptophyta, Magnoliopsida, Malvales, Dipterocarpaceae. The record is from the annotation of a GenBank genome assembly.
AGAUUUGUUGCAAAGUUUGUCUCUUUGAUGUUUUUAUACCAAAAUACUUUUUCUUUACAAUUAGCCCCAUUAUCCUAUGGAUUCCGACAACCCAACUGACGACAUCGAAGAAAAUGACCAGUUUCUCGACGCCCUCGACGAUUUCCCGUUUUACGAUUGCGUCUUCGACGACCUACCCAAUGUUACAACGUCGGAACCAUCCACAGCUGGUCUCCGUCGAAGGAAGAUCUCCCGUCGAGGGAUCCCUGCCGGGGAAUCUGAGGAUGGGAUUGUAGAAUGUUCGACUGUUGAAGAUUUAUCAGAAACGAGGUUUAGAGAGGGAAGAUGUAGUUUUUAUGGUGAUUCGAAGGGAAAGGAGGAGAAUUUAGAGGUUAUUGGGUCGUCCCCUGAACGAGUAAACCCGUUCCGAGCUACAAAACAGGAAAACGACGAGGAAUCCACGAUAACCACGGCCAAAGACAAUGACCCAGCUGACAAAAUCGGUGAAUCUUCGGACUUGAGCUCCAGGGGUGAACCCAGUGAGUCACCAUUAUCUUCUUCAUCGAGUUUGCUUGUGUUUAUAGCUGGAUUGGUGAUAAAGGCUAUUGGGUUUCAAAUAAGUUUGGUAAUUAGUUCAAUUACCUUACCCAUUUGGGGAUCAUAUUUCUGCUGCCUGUUCAUUUUCAAUCCAUUUCAAGCAUUGAGACGUGUUAGGAAUUAUGUGAUUGCAAAACUGAGUAAUUUAUGGAAUGUAUUUUAUGGAUGUCCUUUGAUUUCCGAGGGAUUGCAAGAGCACAAAUGGAUAUGGAAGCAGGUGUUUCGAUUUGCGUGGGGGUUGUUCUGGGCUGGAUAUGUUUGCUGUGUGUUGUCUGGGCUACUGAUUUCAUCAUUUGUGAUUGGUGGGUUUUUCAUGAGGUAUUUGGUGGAGGAGCCACUACAGAUGAAGGAAAUGUUGAAUUUUGAUUAUACUAAGAACAGUCCAGUUGCAUUUGUGCCCAUUUCAUCUUGUGCUGGUGUUGAUUGUGAUACAAAUUGUAUGGAGAAGACCGAGGUUUGGAAUAAUGUUGGUUCACGGGUUAUUCCACCUGAUCACAUGUUGAAGGCUACUGUUUCUUUGACAUUGCCCGAGUCAGAGUACAACAGACGGCUGGGGAUUUUCCAGGUUAGGGUGGAUUUCCUGUCAUAUAAUGGUAAGAUCCUUGCCAGUUCAAGGCAUCCGUGCAUGUUGAAAUUCAAAAGUGAGCCCAUACGCCUUUUGCUAACCUUCCUCCACGUUGCUCCUCUACUUGCUGGCUACAUAUCAGAAUCCCAGACUCUGAAUCUCAAAAUCAGAGGUUUAAAUGAAAGAGAGGUGCCAACAGCUUGCUUGAGGGUAAUGAUUGAACAACGAGCAGAGUACAGACCUGGUGCAGGUAUUCCUGAGAUAUACGAUGCGUCCCUAAUCCUUGAGUCUGAACUUCCUUUAUUCAAGAGGAUUAUUUGGUAUUGGAAGAAAACUAUAUUUGUAUGGGUCAGCAUCACAACGUUUAUUAUGGAGUUGCUGGGUGCUUUAAUCUGUUGUAGACCUGUGCUCAUUCCAAGAACAAGGUCAGCAGGUGGAUCUGCAGAUUCUGCACAAACAAAAUGAGGCGCUGCAGAGUUGACAUUGCUAGAUGCAGGUAGGUUUUUACUUAAUAUGCUCUCUAACAAAAUAGAUUACCCUUGCGAUGAAACCUCACCUUUAGUCUGUCAUUUUUUAAUUUUUUAUACCCUGAUGUAUAUUGGUGGUAUACUUGUACUAGCUGAAACCAUACAACAAUGCAAGUUAAGAUUCACAAUACAUGUCUGUAUAAUUAUCUUUGUUACAGUCAUAAUACGAGGGGUUUAAUAUUAUUCUUACCUAGUUAGUAAAUGGUUUUGAACAUU